Messenger RNA from Fusarium keratoplasticum, 933 nucleotides. Its product is annotated as NodB-like proteiny domain-containing protein. Gene Ontology annotation, molecular function: hydrolase activity, acting on carbon-nitrogen (but not peptide) bonds. Lineage: Eukaryota; Fungi; Ascomycota; Sordariomycetes; Hypocreales; Nectriaceae. Bases 1 to 933 code for a protein of 310 amino acids. The record is from RefSeq and is a predicted model, not a curated record. The transcript has 4 exons. Gene Ontology annotation, biological process: carbohydrate metabolic process.
AUGGGAAAGAAGCGAGCCAUCAUCACCUACGGAGUCGAUGUCGACGCCAUCUCAGGCUGGAUCGGCUCCUAUGGUGGCCAGGACUCAGCCGGUGAUAUUGCGCGAGGUUGGUUCGGCGGCACAGUUGGCGUGGAGCGGAUGCUCAAGGUCUUUGCCAAAUAUGACAUCAAGACCACCUGGUUUAUCCCUGGCCAUUCUCUCGAGACCUUUCCGGAACAUAUGAAGAUGGUUCUAGAUGCUGGUCACGAGUUCGGACUCCACGGUUACACCCAUGAGAACCCCAAUGCUAUGAGCGUUGAGCAGCAGCGAGACGUUCUCGAUAAGAGCUACAGACUGAUGACUGAGUUUACUGGAAAGCCCCCACGCGGUAUGGUGGCGCCCUGGUGGGAGACUAGCUUUGAGGGAACCCAGCUAUUGCUCGAGUACGGUAUCGAGUAUGACCACAGCCUGGGACAUCACGAUUGCCAAUGCUACUACCCUACAAUUGGCGACACCUACACCAAGAUCGACUACUCCCAAAAGGCCGAGACGUGGAUGAAGCCUUUUAUCAAGGGAAGGCCUACCGGGUUGGUUGAGAUUCCUGGGAGCUGGUACAUUGAUGAUCUCCCUCCGAUGAUGUUCAUCAAGUCCGCCCCCAACAGUCAUGGUUAUGUCAAUCCAAGGGACGUCGAAGCUAUCUGGAAAGACCACUUUGAGUACUACUACCGGGAGUACGAUGAUUUCAUCUUCCCUAUUAGUAUUCAUCCUGAUGUGUCUGGUCGCCCCCAUGUCGCCCUGAUGCAUGAACGGUUGAUUGAGUGGUUCAAGACGUUUGAAGGUGUUGAGUUCAUGACCAUGGAGGAGGUGUGCGAUGAUUUCAAGGCAAAGAAUCCUCCAGAGAAAGGUGCUCUUCUUCCGGCCGAAGCAGGGCUGAAGCUAAGAGAGGGAAAUUAG